UGCUUAUGUUUUAAAAAUAAAAACUGGAAGAUCACUGAACAUCAGUCUUGCAAAGUUUAAGCGAUAGUGUAGAUAGAAGUAUAAGAGAAACGCAUAAAAAUAGUAUAGGCUUUUUGUCACUGUUAUUUCAUUUAACUUUAUGUUUCUCUCUUUGCAUUAUUUUGAUGUUGCAAUUUAACUUUUUUUUUUCUUUCAUUUCAGACCUGAUGGAAGACAGCGAGGAGAGUGAAGAACUGAGUGAAGUGGAAGAGAAUCAUGAAAAACCUGGAGAAAAACCUUUGAGUCUCUCAAAGAAUAAAAAGACAUUUUUAAAGGGAAGAAGAGCCAAGAAAUCUUUCACCUGCACUCAGUGUGGAAAGAGUUUCCCAUAUGAGAAACAUCUUGAGAUUCACAUGAGAGUUCAUAUUGGAGAAAAACCGUUCACAUGCACUCAGUGCGGGAAGAGUUACAUGCGAUCAUCACAGCUUAACAGGCACGUGAUGAUCCACACCGGAGAGAAGCCGUUCUCAUGUGAUCAGUGUGGAAAGAGUUUCUCAGAAAAACAAAGUCUUGAAAUCCACACAAGAAUUCAUACUGGAGAGAAGCCGUUCACAUGUGAUCAGUGUGGGAAAAAAUUUCCUAGAGCAUCAGACCUGAAGAGACACCUGACAGUUCAUACGAAGGAGAAGCCACAUUCAUGUUCUGUGUGUGGAAAGAGUUUCUCACUGCUGGGAAAUUUAAAAGUACAUCAGAAAAUACACACUGGUGUGAGAGAGUACAUGUGCUUUGAGUGUGAGAAGACUUUUAUUACAGCAGACGGUUUAAAACAGCACCAGAUAAUCCACACUGGAGAAAAACCUUACAAGUGUUCACACUGUGACAAGAGAUUCAAUCGGUCAGAAAGCCUGAAAGCACAUGAGAUGAUCCACACUGGAGAAAAACCAUACAAGUGUUUGUACUGCGACAAGAGCUUCAGUCUGUCAUCACAUCUGAAAAGACAUGAGACAAUCCACACUGGAGAGAAACCUUUUAAGUGUUCACACUGUGACAAGAGAUUCAAUCGGUCAGAAAGCCUGAAAGCACAUGAGAGGAUCCACACUGGAGAAAAACCGUACAAGUGUUUGUACUGCGACAAGAGCUUCAGUCUGUCAUCACAUCUGAAAAAACAUGAGAGGAUCCACACUGGAGAAAAACUGUACAAGUGUUUGUACUGUGACAAGAGCUUCAGUCUGUCAUCACAUCUGAAAAGACAUGAGACAAUCCACACUGGAGAGAAACCUUUUAAGUGUUCACACUGUGACAAGAGAUUUAAUCUGUCAUCAUCUCUGAAAACACAUGAGAGGAUCCACACUGGAGAGAAGCCGCACUCGUGUGAUCAGUGUGGAAAGAGUUUUGCUUUUAAAAGCUAUCUUAGGCUACACAUGAGGACCCAUGCAGUGAAUAAACUAUAUCACUGCUAUCUCUGCGGGGAGAAUUUCUCACAGUUAUCUUCUUUAUUCACUCAUACGAAGAACAAUCACAGUCUGAAGUCACGAACUACCAAAAAGCAUCUGGACGAAGAGGACAGUGGGAACAUGAAUGAUCCAGGAGCCUGCCGAAUGAAACACACUGAAGAUACUGAAGAACAAAGAGACCUGAUGGACGUGAACAAGAAAGGAAAAACAGAAGCUAAAAAAUCUGUCACCUGCCCUCAGUGUCAAAAACUAUUCACAUGUAAAUCAAGCCUUAAAAAUCACAUGAUGAUCCACAACGGAGAGAAACCUUACACCUGUGAUCAGUGCGGGAAGAGUUUCUCAUUUAAAGGAAACUUUAAGAGACACAUGAGGAUGCACAGUGGAGAAAGACCAUACACCUGUGAUCAGUGUGGGAAUAGUUUCCCAUGUAAACGAAACCUUAGGAUUCACAUGAGGAUCCACACCGGAGAGAGACCUUACACCUGUGAUCAAUGCGGGAAGAGUUUCACUCAGUCUUCCACUCUGAAAUCACAUCUGGCCAUUCAUUCUGAAGAAAAACCAUUUAACUGUGGUCAGUGUGGUAAACGGUUUAACUGGGCAUCAGACCUGAAGAAACACCUGAAGAUUCACACAAAGGAGAAUAUUUGUUCGUAAUAUUACAGCAGAAACGACAAGGCACUAUACACUCACCUAAAGGAUUAUUAGGAACACCAUACUAAUACCGUGUUUGACCCACUUUCGCCUUCAGAACUGCCUUAAUUCUAUGUGGCAUUGAUUCAACAAGGUGCUGAAAGCAUUCUUUAGAAAUGUUGGCCCAUAUUGAU
Molecule: messenger RNA, 2257 nt
Organism: Megalobrama amblycephala (Wuchang bream)
Lineage: Eukaryota; Metazoa; Chordata; Actinopteri; Cypriniformes; Xenocyprididae
Product: zinc finger protein 431-like
Exons: 4
Coding region: 165-2087 (640 amino acids)
Source: RefSeq, a predicted model, not a curated record